GUGCUUGUGCUGUACUUUGCUAAGAGUGUGGAGCUGACUGGAGUCAAGGAGGAGCAGAUUGUUGCCGUGCCGACACCAAUCAGCAGCCGGGACCUUUGGAGACUGUUGGUACAGCGACACCCGAGGAUCAGGUGGUCUUGGCAGUGCGUCAGCAGUACGUUGCCAUUGGCGACGAGGUGGUGACUCUGGGAGACGGAGACGAGGUUGCCGUGGUGCCGCCGCUCAGUGGAGGAUAAACAGACGAUGGGCGAAUCAGAGGCCCGAAGAGACGUCUUCAAGCUGAGCCGUGAUUGGCUGUCUGUACAGGAAGUGGUUGAUGCGGUCAGCAGCGCUUCCUGUGGAGCCGUCUCAGUUUUUAUAGGUACGACCCGCGAGGACGAGGCGGACGGCAGGAAGGUGAUUGGUCUGGAGUAUGAGGCGUACGAGCUCAUGGCCCAAUCAGAGUUCUCCAAGCUGUGUGCUGACAUCAGAGAGCGCUGGCCAACCGUGACGCACAUCUGUGUCCACCACCGGCUGGGGUGGGUGGAGGUGGGCCAGGCCAGUGUCGCCAUGGCGAUCUCAUCUCCUCAUCGCCACGAUGGCCAGCAGGCGAUUCAGCACUGCAUCAGUCAGCUGAAAGCCAACGUCCCCAUCUGGAAGAAGGAAGUUUACGACACGCAAGACUCCAGCUGGAAGGAGAACGCCGAGUGUUCGUGGGCCGCUCGCAAUGUACGGCAGCCAGACAUAUCAACCACAGAGGAUAUCUGAGCGGGUGGAAAUAAACUGUAGAUCAUUGAUAAGGUGUGUGUGUGUGUGUGUGUGUGUGUGUGUGUGUAGAUUUUUCUGUGCUUGUCAGCAGGUUGAGGUCAAAGUGUGAAACUAUAAAGAAAACGAUCAUAAUCAGAAAUGUGUGAACCCAACUGUUACAUAAAGGCAAAUAAAGGU
Messenger RNA from Chelmon rostratus (copperband butterflyfish), 924 nucleotides. RefSeq names its product molybdopterin synthase catalytic subunit. Gene Ontology annotation, molecular function: molybdopterin synthase activity. The coding region runs from base 244 to 747 and encodes 167 amino acids. NCBI's taxonomy places the organism in Eukaryota, Metazoa, Chordata, Actinopteri, Chaetodontiformes, Chaetodontidae. The record is from RefSeq and is a predicted model, not a curated record. Gene Ontology annotation, cellular component: cytosol. The transcript is spliced from 6 exons. Gene Ontology annotation, biological process: Mo-molybdopterin cofactor biosynthetic process.